Messenger RNA from Neoarius graeffei (lesser salmon catfish), 2215 nucleotides. It is a transcript of the gene dcun1d2a, whose product is annotated as DCN1, defective in cullin neddylation 1, domain containing 2a. The record is from RefSeq and is a predicted model, not a curated record. Gene Ontology annotation, biological process: positive regulation of ubiquitin-protein transferase activity; protein neddylation. Bases 655 to 1389 code for a protein of 244 amino acids. Gene Ontology annotation, molecular function: ubiquitin conjugating enzyme binding; cullin family protein binding; ubiquitin-like protein binding. Gene Ontology annotation, cellular component: ubiquitin ligase complex. The transcript has 7 exons. NCBI's taxonomy places the organism in Eukaryota, Metazoa, Chordata, Actinopteri, Siluriformes, Ariidae.
CUUUUUGGCGUGUAGUGUACACUAGCUAACUACACUCGUUUUAGAGGAGACGAUAGAGACUGCUCGGUUUGUUUCAGUAGACUUAAACCAGUCAUACGAGCAGCCCGCACUUGCGCCUAUUAUUUUGAAGGGAAAAGUGAGCGUUAGUCUGUAAAUGUGUAGUGCUGUUUCCGCAGUCGUCAAACAGACCAGCUGUACAGGUCACUGAAUAACACUGUUAUACACCGUAUUACUCUCUUACACUUCAUUAGUGCGUAUCUACACCUAAAUCACUAGGUUGGCGUUUUUAUCCCGGUCUCAUUUAUUGUAAAAAAAGAAGAAAAAAAUCUUAACUGAAAGCUUGUUCUGCAGUUAACUAUAUAAUAUCUAAUAUACAGCUCCAGAAGACGGUUUGUUUUUUGCUGUCAGGGUCUGUCAGCUCAUAUUACCACCACAUGCUGCUUUAGCAAGUGGCUUGUCACACUUCAGUGUACGUCUUCUGACAGGAAACUAACAAAUCUUUACACUUGCCUGUUUUAACUUGUGUGUUUUGAUGAUAACCCUGACGUCUUGUUAACACUAGUUCCUGUUUAUGUAUUUGACACGUCUCCUAACUCUGCUGCGUUUCUUGAUCAUAAGCUGAAAUCUUCGCAGAAGGACAAAGUACGACAGUUUAUGUCCUUCACACAAGCAGGGGAGAAGACAGCUGUGUACUGUCUCACUCAGAAUGACUGGAAACUAGAGGUGGCCACUGACAACUACUUCCAAAACCCGGAUCUGUACUUCAAGGAGUCCAUGAAAACCUCAGUAGACCGAAAGAAGCUGGAACAACUCUACAACAGAUACAAAGAUCCUCAGGAUGAGAAUAAGAUUGGGAUUGAUGGAAUCCAACAGUUUUGUGAUGACCUCAACCUGGAUCCAGCCAGCAUAAGCGUUCUGGUAGUAGCGUGGAAGUUCCGAGCAGCAACGCAAUGCGAGUUCAGCAAAAAGGAGUUCCUUGACGGCAUGACUGAAUUAGGAUGUGACAGUCCAGAGAAACUCCGCACUCUGCUUCCUCGACUGGAACAGGAACUGAAAGACAGUGGAAAGUUUAAGGACUUCUACCAGUUUACGUUUAACUUUGCAAAGAAUCCUGGGCAGAAAGGUUUAGAUUUGGAGAUGGCAGUUGCUUACUGGAACUUAGUUCUGACAGGCCGUUUCAAGUUUCUUGACCUCUGGAAUAAAUUUUUAUUGGAACACCAUAAGCGAUCUAUUCCCAGGGAUACCUGGAACUUGCUUCUGGAUUUUGGCAACAUGAUUGCAGACGACAUGUCGAACUACGAUGAGGAAGGAGCAUGGCCAGUCCUAAUAGAUGACUUUGUGGAAUUUGCUCGGCCGAUCGUCACUGGAUCAAAGCGCAAAAGUGUAUAGAUCUGUUGAUGGUGGCAGUUUGACACCAUGGGCCUGCGUUGCCUCACUGACUUCGGGUUGUUUUUUUUUUUAAAGACUUGUAUGAAACACAUACAAAAAGGAAAACACGGAGAAACACUUGAAACCGGCGGGCUUGAUGAAGAGAAAAGGGGAUAGAAGGAACUUAAACCUUCAAGCAAUACAAAGAAGAACAAAACAAGUGAAAGUGGGAUACUCGAGAUUUCUUUUAGAGCUGUCAAAUGCACAAUGUCAGCUGCUGCUGCUGCUGGCAAUCUAAUCGUGUCCAGAGACCCUGAGGGAUUCUGGAGGAUCUCUGCAAUUCCAGUACCUCAUCUUCAUUGCAGACAAUUACAUACUUGCACACCUCUCCAUUGACAUACACAAAGCAUAGAAAACUAUGAGUACAAGAUGAAAUAUGGUUCAAGAGCCCCUUUUCCAGCAUGUAUACCUCUUGUAGGACUCACCAAGAUGAAUAGAUCAGAUGCACUUUUAAGACCAGAGCCCCAUGGACAUGCAACAUGCAGCUCGCACCACCAGCACACUUGUUGCCAUUGUAAAAUACUGUAGUGGUAUGUACAGAAAUAAAUAUUAUAAAUAAACAAUAUUUUAUAAAUUAUAAAAGAACCAUUUAUUGUGUGGAGGAUAGUGUAAAUGAACUAAUUAACUCUUCAGUGCAUAAAUUUCACUGUUUCAUUUUAGAAAACAUGACACUAACAUCUGCUGUCUUGCAGAAUCUGUUGUGACAAGAAUGCCGUUCAGUGUUUCUCAGUUUUGUUUACCAGAUGCCAGGAUUAUGUUAAAAAAUAAAUUAUUGCCUCUAAGUAUA